Messenger RNA from Penaeus indicus, 2321 nucleotides. RefSeq names its product G protein pathway suppressor 2-like. Bases 47 to 1282 code for a protein of 411 amino acids. Gene Ontology annotation, molecular function: transcription coregulator activity. Gene Ontology annotation, cellular component: transcription regulator complex. The record is from RefSeq and is a predicted model, not a curated record. The transcript has 8 exons. Gene Ontology annotation, biological process: regulation of transcription by RNA polymerase II. Lineage: Eukaryota; Metazoa; Arthropoda; Malacostraca; Decapoda; Penaeidae.
UACAUUUUAUCUUGCAGGCAUUGGUAAAAGGUAGAUCUCCUCUGCCAUGGUAAAGUUUGCUGAGGCUGAGAAACGAGGUCGAGGGGGGGAGGGAGGUGACCGACGGUACCCCCCAGUGGUGUUGCUUGAGAGACCAAAGAUGAGCCGUGCAAUGUGGGAGUCCCUGAAGGCUCACAUCAUUAGAGACCGCAAGAGGAAGAAAGAAGAACAAGAAGCAGAUGCAGAAGAAGAGAGACUCCGCAAAGAGCGUGAGAACAGAAAAAAGCAGCAUGCCAUGACGCUGGAAGAGACCAGAGACACAAUUGUGAAGAUGGAGCAAGGUCUUACUGACUUGAAGAACCAAAAGCACCAGCUGUUUCAGGAUCUGAAAGUCGUCUUGAAUGAGGAUGCAACCAGAAAGCGUGCUCAGCAACAACAGAAUUAUCUAAAAGAAAGCGAGAUGAUGGUACCCCCCUACCCCCAUGGAAUUCCGAUGACUGGCCAUCCUCAGAUGUUGUUCCAAUCCAACCUUGUGCCUGGCCGAAGCACAUUGCCGCUCCAUCCAUACAAAGUACCGCAGCCACAACCUCAACCGCUCAUUCCACCUGGUUCUAUGAAGAGAUCACGCACACCAUCUCCUCCUCCACAACCAGGCUACCAACAGAUCCCCUACAACUUCAAGAACCUUUCUGGACAUCCCCCACCAAGUGUACCUGUCUCUCUGCCCACAACCAAGGCUGGAACGGCGAGCAGUGUAUACGUGACAGGUCAAGCGCCUUACUAUCAUGGGUCAUCUCAGGCCCAUAGCAGCUCGAGCCAAUACCAGGCAUCUUCCCAGACUGCAGCAUACCUGCCAUCUGCUGCUCCCCCCCUCACAAACACCCCUGUCCCCUCUCAACCCACACCUCCCCCUUCCCGAGAUGAUAAGCAUCUGCAGCCAGUCUAUAUGCAGAGCAGCAGAGCGACCCAUGUGUCUGCCCUCCACCAGCCCUUAGACCAUAAGGGCAAACCAACUGGGGGGGCCUUCCUACCCCCAGGGGAGGGAGCACAGGAAAAAUACUUCCAGCCCACUGUCAGAUCGCACCUGCCUCUGCAUUCAGGAGUGUUGCCUGUCCAGCAGCCACAUCCAGGGCAGGGUGGGAAGGGAGGCAGUAUCACCUCCGGCUUCCCAGUCCGUACUGCUCCACCAUCUUCCCAGCCCCCCUCUCCUGUGGUGAGCUCUGCUCCCCAUGCCAGCAAGCCUGAUGCCAAACCAAGAUCAUAUAGUAACCAGCAUCCAAACUACACACGUUCAUUCUACUGAAGCACCAUUCAGUGUGAUGAAGUCUCAAGAAAAUGUUCUAAGGGAAAUAAAUGCUUACAAAGGUCUGAAUCUCAUCAAGCAACAGAGCAUUUUUGUCAUUAGGGGUAUCAGUUUCUCAAGAUUUUGUAUCUUUUACUGAUAUCAGUAACUAUGAUAACUACCAAGUUUCCAAUUUUGAAAGUAACAUUUACCAUAUCCAUUGAUGUUAUUACACUUGGCAAUGUAUCAGUACUUAUGAUUAUGUAUAUUUCCUCAGUCAAGGUUUUUGUAAGAUAGAUAGAUAGAUAGAUAUAUAUUACUUAUUUUAAUAUGACAUUGCAGUAUAUUUUUCUUUUCUUUUCUUUUAUUGGUUAAGGGUUAAUGAAUAUAACAUAUAGAGGUUGAGCCUUGAUCUGUACUCUUCUUGAAUCAUCAAGGGAAGAGAUGUACAUGUACUGUACUGAUGAUAUGUUGGGUGUAAGUAGAUCGCAAAUUACAAAUUUCUUUUCCUUGGGGCAUCAUCUUUGUAUUUUAUUUAGGGAAGAGACCACUUUAUGAAUGAGGCAAUUUUUAAAUAAAAAUAUUUUAAAGGAAGUUGAGUAGCAAGUAAUGUUUUUUUCUUUUUCAUCUCACACACAUGAAGUCACUCCCCCCAUUAUUUAUUUAUUUAUUUAUUUAUUUUUUAUACAUUUAAAAAAGUAGGUCCAGCUUUUUAAAUCUAACCUUGACAAACAGAAAUACCAAAUUCGAUGUGGAUGCUACUUGAAUAAGCUGCCUUGCCUUGAUGCACACUGGGUUAAUUAAGUACAAGGUAAGAUUGAGUGAGAAGUAAAUUUGAUAGAAAAAAAAGAUGCAGCAUAUAUAGGUAAAUGUGUUACUCAAGUUUUCUAUAUAGCUUACUCAAAGAUUCUGAAGAAAAAAAAAAUGAUGUGUGUUUACUUUUCCUGUGUAUAUUUAACUUUCAACUGUAACCCUUCAGAUGAGAUUUAUGUUCCAUAUGUGUAUGCCCAUUGGUUAAUGGUUAAUGGGUAUAAAGCAAAAUAAAGUGUUGGACAUCAAA